Molecule: messenger RNA, 3837 nt
Organism: Rodentolepis nana
Lineage: Eukaryota; Metazoa; Platyhelminthes; Cestoda; Cyclophyllidea; Hymenolepididae
Source: the annotation of a GenBank genome assembly
AUGAAGCUCCAAGUUUUCUUUGUCCUUAUAGUACUUCUUGCUGACCGUCUCCAUGUCAGUUGUCUAGAAGCUAGCUCAAAUUCAUUUACCACUUUUGGUGGUAGCGUUAGGUGGCACAAUUCGGAUGCUUCUAUCAAGCAGUUUGCUUCACAACUCAAAAUCCAUGUGCACAGCCUUCCAGAUGAUACUUUACGAAAGGUUGUUGAUGUACUUCCGAAUGGCGCGUAUUCUGUCUUUGUAUCCGACAAGGGUCGCUAUAAAAUCCGUCUUUCCACUCCACCGGGGUGGAAUUUCAUUCCUAGUGAAGGUUAUGCUAUCGACUUAAACGAAAGUAUCCAAGAUGUUCAAAUGAGCUACGUUUUUGAUCUUACGGGUUUUGACGUUAUCGGUCAAGUUGUGACAACGGGAAUGAAUACUGGGCCUUCAGAUCUUGUUAUAACGGCCUUUUCAAGUGAUGGUACGGCCGUUUCCCAUACCAAAACUAUAUCGGGCGGAAGCUUUACUCUUGUUUCUGUUCCGCCUGGAAAAUACCUAAUUACUGUCGGGGAUUCUGUAUCAAAUAGCAACGAUGGCGUUCGGGCGAGCACUAGCGUCACGGUAUCUACUACUAGUGUUAAAUUAACUGAACCCCUUGUUCUGGAGGGACAUUCUUUGCGAUCUCAAGUGACUUUCAAUGGUGAAGGAGUUGCUAACAUUCCAGUUCUUUUAUUAAUUUCUAAGUCCAGCCAAUUGGGUGCUGCUGAUUUGGAGAAACUGGGCUGUUCCCGACCAACCAAACAACUAUCCCACUUAAUUCCAGCGGAAUUGAAGCAUCGUGUCAAUUCAAACCUUGCCUGUCAGGCUGUCAGUGGGAGUGAUGGUAGUUUUUCCUAUUCUCGUUUAGCUGGAGGAACAUACUUCCUUGUAGCUUAUCACGAUUCAACUCUCAUGAAAUCCAGUGAAAUUAAAUCAAAUCAUCUUGAAUUAAGCCCAUCAUUUUUGUCAGUCACUAUGGAGCAUGCUGACAUUCAAAUCGAAUCGGGGUUUGAAGUCAUUUCUUACCGCCUUUCCGAUGGAAAAGUGAAACAGGCUUCUGGAAGGCCGAUUGUAAAUGCUGAAAUUAUUCUCAACGGUUCCCCGGUAACCAAAACUGAUUCAUCUGGUUUAUUUAAACUCGACCUCUCCGCGUCAGCUCAAUAUGAGAUUCAAGUAAAAGCCCCCGGAUUGAAAUUUGAUAAACUUUCAGUUAAACUAACUCCUGCAACGGAGUCUCUCCCCACCUUUGUUCCUAAAGAGGUUGAAGUCUGCGGUCGAUUUAUUCUAUCGAAUAGCUUAAGGGCAGGUACUCGAUUCCCAAAUGUAGAAGUUGCGGGUGGUCCGAAAAUUCAACCAUCUGUUUCUAGUGAAUCAAAAUCAGCUAACUUUUGUGCCUAUCUUAGCCCUGGAAAGCACACUCUUCGUUUGGCCAAAGCUUCAAACUUCAUCAAUUUUGCUCCCUCUUCAAUUAAUGUUGAUCUUUCAUCGGGUCCCGUUAGUGAUCUCGUUUUCUUCCAGUUCCAAGCAGUCUUGACUGGGGAAGUUAAUUGCAUUGACAAGUGCCCAGUUUCAAACCUGGCUAUUCGUCUUUCUUCAAGCGAUCAGUCAAUGUUGGAACCUGUUGUUGUUCAUUUGGAUGCAGAUGCACAAAACGAAAAACGUGCUACCUUCUCGUUUAAAUCUGUAACUCCUGGAGCCUAUGAUCUUGAAUUGUUAACAAAGGACGGAAAUCAAGUAGCAAGUGGAUGGUGUUGGUAUUCGCCGGGUCUUAUUCGUCAUAUUAAAGUUUCUGACCAAGAUUUGCACAACACACCUGAGUUGGUCUUCCAACAAAGUGGCUACAGUCUUCAUGUUAACAUUCCUCUCCUUGACUAUGGUUUCGGAAAACCCAUUGAUUUUAAAGUCACACCACAAAUCGAGUUCAAUGGUUCAUCUACAUCUAGAAAACCUAUUUUUUACAGAUUCACAAAACCAAUAAAUAGUAUCUGUCUACCGGCUGGAUCAUUCAUCUUCGAGGCUUCAACCGCCUGCUUAAAGUUGGAAACUCCAUCACCUUCUAGAGUCAACUCGGUCGAUAUUCCAAUUUCCCCACCUUCUAAACCACUUUCGAUUUCAGUUCGUGAGAUUCCCGUUCGUGCUGUUGUUGCGACUGAACCAAGCGUUGACGAAAACAGCCUACCAGAGCUCACUAUCCAGGCUAAAAUUGCUGGUAGUGUUGUUCAAAAGUCAUCCUCAAAAUGGGAAAAGGAGGGUGAUGUGUAUGUGUCUCGCAUGAAUCUUUGGGCAUCACCUGAUUCCGAAGUGGUCUUCUCUGUAUCACCCGCCAAACCGCCUUCAGAUACGGAUAAAGUCCACCCUCUCAUUCGUCCCACUUCGCAAACUCUCCGGGUUCCAUCUUUUAUUUAUUCACCAGCUCAUUCUAUAAAUGAUGAAGCUGAACUUGAAGGCAGCAGUACUACUCUCCCGAAAAUAGAUGAAUCAGAGUGUAAUUCCGCUUUGGAAACCGCAUUCGGGGGCUCUGAACACCUCACCUCCACAUUCUCCAUGAAAUCCGGUUUCUUCUUUACUGGAAGUAUUCAACCGGCAGUUGAAGACGCUUUAGUAACCGUCUUUGCCGAUACCUCAGUUGUACUUUCUCCCUUCCUUGAAGUCACCUCAAAAAUGACGAAACUCUUCUCUGAACAGGAGUUGAACACCGCCUCACCGAAACCUGGUUUCGCUCUAGUUUCUCGAGCUCUCACCAACUCCCAAGGGACAUUCCGAAUUGGUCCUUUCUACUUUGACAAGCUUGGCGUUUCUUUAAGCAGUCACCUAAUUGUUAGCGUCCAAAAACCUGGGUUUGAAUUCACUAAAAAAUCCCCCACUGAUUUGUUGAACUUUAAAGCCGUUAAACUGGCUCUUGUUGAGAUUCGUGUUGUGUCGGAGGAAACCAAAAAGCCAUUACCUGACACCUUGGUCGCUGUUAUUGGAAGCGUUUAUCGUGAUAGUGGAACUACAGAUUCAAUGGGCUUCGUUCGCUACAUUGGAUUACCUCCUGGUGAAUACUACAUGCAACCAAUGCUGAAGGAAUACGAGUUCUUUGUGCUAAAGGAAUCCAAGGGUCCUCUUGAGCAUCCUAUGGAACACGCGUUGAGUGUAGUUGAUGGGGAAUCUAUGAGUGUAGAACUUGUGGGCCGCAGAGUUGCCUAUUCAGCCUUUGGUGAGGUGACUUCUCUUUUUGGUCACCCUGAGGGUGGAGUUCUUGUCGAGGCUAAGCUGCUUUCUUUGGAGGAAAUGAAAACCUAUACUGAUCAUUCAGUUCUUCCCAUUCAAGGUGAAGAAACUGUUCCCAACUGUCAAGCACAUUCUAAAGAAACUGUUUUGGUUCAUCCUGUGGAGCAGACUUACACGGAUAAUCAUGGUUUCUUUAAGAUACUCGGUCUUCUUCCUGGUGAUGAGUUAUUCAGUGAUGCCUUCCCUAUCAAGGUGGUGAAUGACUACAUUUGGGAAGUUGAAGGCAGUUUUAUAAAAGUGAGUGGUGGUGUGGAUGAUGCUCUCAUCGGUGCCAACCCCUCCACAGAAGGCGGUGAGGAUGAUGGUGUUCAGGACGAUGUCAGGACAGUUAUCAAUGUUGUUGAAUCUCAUCAAUUGGAACAGAUGGAUGUUGGAACAGUAAGGGAUUACCAGGCCUAUUUGAAGGGAUAUCUCAAGAGCGUUAUUAGUCGUAUGGAAGAACGCUGCCCAGAAAAGAAGGCUGAUUUCCAGAAGGCAGUUGGUGAAUACUUUAAGACCAAGGUUAUUGGUGAUUUUAAAAAUAUGGACUUCUAUCGUUNACACACCUAA